UCGGUACGGUAUCUGUUAAUGAGCAUGCACGAUGUCGGCUACGACUUCAAGAAAGAGGCCCGCACGUGGCAAGGCAAAUGAUGACUUGGAAGAAAAGUUCAACUUGUUCGUAGAUGCUCCUGCAGAUGAGGAAGAGGAUGAUGACAGCACUGAUUCUGAUUUAUCUCAAGAGAGUUUUACAGAUAGUGAAGAAGGAGAAUAUGACCCGUUGGCAAAUUUCAACGAUAGUGAUACUGAUGGAGAUGAUGAAGACUUCAAUCCCAGUGAUAAGGAUGAUGAAUCUUUUUCCGAGAUGUCAGAAGAGGAUGAUACGAGUGAAGAUGCCGAUGAUGAAGAAACUAACGAUGAACCUAAGACACUCCUGAAUAAAGGGAAGCAACUGAAGAAAGGCAAAAGACAAGAGCUUAAUAGGAAGAAGGUAGUCAAGAGCAAUGAUGUCACUGACAAUUCCUUGAGGUCAGCUGAUGCAGGGGAAUCCCCCAAAGAACCUUUGGACAACCAACCACCUCAGAGCAAUGAAUAUGAAUUUGAUUCAUCGGAUGAAGAGGACAUAAGGAAUACAGUAGGAAAUAUCCCCAUGGAGUGGUAUGAAGGUUACAAGCAUCUUGGAUACGAUGUCAAAGGUCAACGGAUCGUCAAACCAGAAGGAAGAGAUAAGCUAGACGAAUUCCUCAACAAGAUGGAUAACCCCGAUUAUUGGAAGACUGUCUUUGAUAAGAAGCUUGGUAAGGAUGUGGUGCUCAGUGAAGAACAGUUAUUGACCAUUCAACGAAUCCAACGAGGCUUCUAUCCCGAGACGACCUUUGACCCCUAUGAACCAUACAUCGAUCAUUUCACUUACGAGAAGAUGAUCCAUCCAGUCACCCGGAGACCGGCUCAUAAACGAAGCUUUAUUCCUUCACUCACUGAGAAAGACAAGGUUAGCAAAUUGGUUCAUGCAAUAAAAAUGGGCUGGAUGAAACUACCCAGUGAGCUGGAAGCUGAAAGAAAGAAGAAAGAGGAAGAAGAAAAGAAAGGACCAAAGUUUUACGAUUUGUGGGGUAAAGAUGACGAGACCAAGAUCACCAAACGUCAUCAUGCUCACAUUGCUGCUCCUAAGAUGAAACUACCGGGUCACGAAGAAUCUUAUAAUCCGCUUCCAGAAUAUCUUCCAACUGAAGAAGAGAUCCUUGCAUGGAAUGAACAAGAUGCUGAUGAAAGAAAGAUCGACUUCAUUCCAAAGAAAUAUGACUGUCUUCGGAAGGUGCCUUACUACCCCCGCUUCAUUCAGGAUCGGUUUGAGAGAUGCUUAGAUCUAUAUCUAUGUCCUAGGCAGAGGAGAAUGAGGGUACAAGUUGAGCCAGAAGAGCUACUCCCUCAGCUUCCAAGACCAAAGGAUCUUCAGCCUUUCCCAACUACUCAAGCUGUUGUAUAUGAAGGUCAUAAGAGCUAUGUCAGGUCUAUCAGUACGGACCCCUCAGGACAAUGGUUUGUCUCAGGUUCAGACGACAAGACGGCGAGAUUUUGGGAGGUGUCUACGGGACGGUGCAUGAAGACCAUCGAGCUGCCAGAUACUGUCCUCAAUGUUGCCUGGUGUCCAAACCCAGCUGUCUGUCUGGUAGCCGUGUGUGCAGAGAACAGUAUCUUCAUCAUCAACCCCCAUCUUGGUGAUAAGAUGGUUGCUUCGGGAACAGACAGGUUGAUAGAUGGAUACGAGAGACCGGAGGAACUGAAGACGUCACCCCUGGUGGAAUGGAUUGCGGUGGAAGACGAGGAGAGGAAGGAAGAAGGAUUCAGGUUACAGCUCAAACAUUUCAAGGGAGUGAAGCAGGUUACGUGGCACGGUAAAGGAGAUUAUUUCUCUGCUGUGAUACCAGAUGGAGGAAACUCAUCUGUUCUGAUCCAUCAGCUAUCCAAGAGAAGAUCGCAAACUCCAUUCAGGAAGAACAAAGGACUGGUCCAAUGCGUAGCCUUUCAUCCUACUAGACCAUUCUUCUUUGUUGCAACACAACGUUUCAUCCGUGUGUAUAAUCUGUUGAAGCAAGAACUUACAAAGAAGCUUAUAUCCAGUGCUAAAUGGGUAUCCAGUAUUUCAAUACAUCCAGCAGGUGACAAUGUAUUAAUAGGAAGCUACGAUUGCCGGGUAUCAUGGUUUGAUAUGGAUCUAUCUACCAAACCAUACCAGACACUCAGACAUCAUAGGAAAGCUGUGAGGCAAGUCAACUACCAUCAUCGUUAUCCACUCUUUGCUUCGGCAUCGGACGAUGGCGUUGUCUUGAUAUUCCAUGGCCAAGUCUACAAUGAUCUACUUCAGAACCCACUGAUAGUACCAGUCAAGGUUCUACGAGGUCACGUCAUAACAAACGGUCUGGGUGUCCUUGCUUGCGAGUUCCAUCCAAGUCAGCCAUGGAUAUUAACUGCCGGAGCGGAUGCAACAAUUAGACUCUUCACAUGAUGACCGUGUCUUGGAGUGGCGGAUCCAGCUGGGUUAGAUGAAAUACCAUUUCACAGAACAUACUACAUGUGCACAAUGAUGGACCUAUCCAGAGCAUUGUGUCUUAUCUGGCUACAUGGAUCCAUCCAUGGUGUCCUGGAUUUUAAGUCCUUU
Messenger RNA from Lytechinus variegatus (green sea urchin), 2587 nucleotides. RefSeq names its product ribosome biogenesis protein bop1-B-like (gene bop1). The transcript has 14 exons. Gene Ontology annotation, molecular function: ribonucleoprotein complex binding; protein binding. Gene Ontology annotation, biological process: ribosome biogenesis; maturation of LSU-rRNA from tricistronic rRNA transcript (SSU-rRNA, 5.8S rRNA, LSU-rRNA). The coding region runs from base 32 to 2434 and encodes 800 amino acids. Gene Ontology annotation, cellular component: preribosome, large subunit precursor; PeBoW complex. NCBI's taxonomy places the organism in Eukaryota, Metazoa, Echinodermata, Echinoidea, Temnopleuroida, Toxopneustidae. The record is from RefSeq and is a predicted model, not a curated record.